Molecule: messenger RNA, 552 nt
Organism: Notechis scutatus (mainland tiger snake)
Lineage: Eukaryota; Metazoa; Chordata; Lepidosauria; Squamata; Elapidae
Source: RefSeq, a predicted model, not a curated record
AGGCCCGAUUCACUUAGCGAUGGGGGUUCCAAUUCCCCUUGUGGCCGUUGAGCCCUAGCUGUGCUACUUAACGUAUACUCAGUUCUUACCAACAGAAGCUUCCAGGGGUCUCUCACUGGCUCUGCCCCUUUCCUAGGUGGGACUGGCCAUCUGUUACGACCUCCGUUUUCCGGAAAUGGCGCUGACUCUGGCCCAGGCGGGAGCCGAGAUUCUCACCUACCCGUCGGCCUUCACCGUCACAACUGGCGCCGCCCACUGGGAGGUCCUCCUGCGAGCCCGUGCCGUGGAAACCCAGUCCUACGUGGUGGCUGCGGCCCAGACGGGCCAGCACCACCCGUGCCGCAGCUCCUUCGGCCACAGCAUGGUGGUGGACCCCUGGGGCAGCAUCGUGGCCCAGUGCCAGGAAGGGCCCGGCUUGUGCUUCGCCGAAAUCGACCUACCUUACCUGCACCGCCUCCGCCAGGAGAUGCCCGUCUUUGCCCACCGCCGGCCUGGCUUCUACAGCCGGGCGGCUGCUGAAUGGGGCUUUGGGCUCCCGUGACGGGCUCAGCU